UAAAAUAGAAGGGCCUUUCCAUCUGUCAGGCUGAAGUCAGCCUUGUGGAACACAAGUCUGGGAACACAAAAUCAACCCACCAGGCACAGGGAAAAACAGAAAGGCAAGGAAAGAGAAAUUUCUUCAAACACUGGCUGCAUUCUCCAACCAGCACUUUUGUCCACUUGCCUAAUUUUUUACUUUGAGAGGGUUGAUUUUUAAAAUAAUAAAAAAAAAUAUUCAGAUUCAUUUGGAAACAAAUCAACGAUGAAACUGAGUGUGGGGAUAUUUUUUGGAGGCUUCUUCGGGGCGCUGGGAGUUUUGCUCUUUUUGGUGGCCUUUGGGACAGAUUACUGGCUUCUUGCUACAGAAGUUGGAAGAUGUUCAGAAGGUCCAAACAAUACCACGGAGGAGAAGGUCACUUUCCACCAUGAAGGUUUCUUCUGGAGGUGCUGGUUUGCUGGAGAUAUAGAAGAGGACACUAACAAUAUUUGGAAAUUCUGGUACACCAACCAGUCGCCGUCUAAGAAUUGCACACAUGCCUACCUUUCUCCAUUUCCUUUUAUCCGAGAUGAACACAACUCAACCUCCUAUGACUCUGCAAUCAUUUAUCGUGGUAUCUGGACUGUGCUCAUGCUCCUGGGGGUGAUCACUGUUCUGGUGGCCAGCUUCUUCAUCAUCUGUGCCGCUCCCUUUGCCAGCCAUAUUCUAUACAAAGCAGGAGGAGGCAUUUUCAUCGCUGCAGGCAUCUUGUUUUCACUGGUGGUCGUGAUGUAUGUCAUCUGGGUCCAGGCAAUGGCUGAUCUGGAAAACUACAUGAAUAUGAAAAAAAUUGAUUGCCCAGACUUUGUUGCUUAUGUGCACUAUGGCUGGUCUUUCAUACUGGCUCCUAUAGGAAUAUUUUUUGCUUUGUUUGCAGGAAUGCUCUUCCUAUUAGUAGGGCGUACUAUUCAACUGCACUCUGACUUAUCACACAUCUAAUAAUUGGUGUACUGGGAUUGUGAUAAAACUUUUAAACUGGAACACAAAUUAUGUACAUUAUUGCCAUUACUACUAUAUAGCAUUUGUAGAGGCACUUCUAGAAUUGCUUAAGUUACAUGUUUAAUUGAGACGUUCCUAUGGGACAUAAAACUCACUAUAGGAAAAAAAAUAACGUUCAUUCCUAUCCAAUUUCUUUAAGUUCUUUAGGUACUACAUGGAAUGGUUCUCCACAUAACAUUAGUUGCAGCAUUAGAUCUCCCUGCAAACACGGGAGGGUAAAAAACCACCAACAACAUAAAAAUGGGUCAAAUCUGGAUUUUCUACGUUUGUCUUAACCAUUUACUUUGUGCCACUGUCAAAAAAGUCCUUGUGGAGAAUGGUAAAGACAGAGGAAAACAAGUGUCCAACAGGGUAAUUUAAUCCACCUCCUCUCCCCCUUUCCAAAACUUUCCUUUGCUUUAAUAUGAACAAACACUUCUGCACUUAAAAAUAGAGUACAGUUGUUCAUGCAGUAUCCACAUGAACUGGGCAGUAGAGAAGAUGAUUCCAGUGAAUAAUGAUUUGGGGCUAGUAUCUACAUGUAAUAGCUUAACUGUCAACAUGAUAUGUUUUGCUGCUAUGUAAACAUUUGAAAGCUGUAUUCUUCGUUAUUCUGAAAUCUGUAUUCUUUUGUUGCAUGGUUCUGUAAGCCAAAAUAAUAUAGUUAAACUACUAACUAAAGGUAUGCCAAAAUUAUAUAAUAAAACAUAUGGUGUAGAUUUUUUAUAUCAAGUUUUUACCUGGACAUUUUGUAGGUAUGUUUGAUUAUUGGCUUUUUCAAACAUUAUCUGUGAUUUACAUACUUUAAAUAGUGAAAAAUUGCUGUAUAAUGAGAUUUUUAAUUAAAAAUGUUUAUUAUGAAUAUAAA
Malaclemys terrapin pileata is the source of this 1867-nucleotide messenger RNA. RefSeq names its product transmembrane protein 182 (gene TMEM182). NCBI's taxonomy places the organism in Eukaryota, Metazoa, Chordata, Testudines, Emydidae. Bases 247 to 960 code for a protein of 237 amino acids. The transcript is spliced from 5 exons. Gene Ontology annotation, cellular component: membrane. The record is from RefSeq and is a predicted model, not a curated record.